This is a messenger RNA of Colletotrichum orchidophilum, 1791 nucleotides long. RefSeq names its product iron only hydrogenase large subunit domain-containing protein. The transcript has a single exon. Bases 1 to 1791 code for a protein of 596 amino acids. Gene Ontology annotation, cellular component: cytosolic [4Fe-4S] assembly targeting complex. Gene Ontology annotation, molecular function: 4 iron, 4 sulfur cluster binding. The record is from RefSeq and is a predicted model, not a curated record. Lineage: Eukaryota; Fungi; Ascomycota; Sordariomycetes; Glomerellales; Glomerellaceae. Gene Ontology annotation, biological process: iron-sulfur cluster assembly.
AUGAGCGCAAUCCUCUCAGCAGACGACCUCAACGACUUCAUAAGUCCAGGCGUCGCCUGCAUCAAACCAAUCGAGACCCUCCCCUCCGCCCCUCCCCCUCCGCCAACAGACUCCUCUCUGGAGCAUGAAGUCAUCCUCGACGGCCAACCCGGCUCCAACACCGCUAGCAACGCGCCCCCAGCCGAAAUCUCCCUCACAGACUGCCUCGCCUGCUCCGGCUGCGUCACCUCCGCCGAGGCUGUCCUCGUGAGCAUGCAAUCCCACACCGAAGUCCUAAACACCCUCGACUUUGGCCCCGCGCUGCGCAUCGUCGGCCCGGACCCAUCCACGGGCCAGUUCCGCGUCGAGGGGCUCGAGGACGAGAACCGCAGGCUCUUUGUCGCCAGCGUCGCCCCGCAGACGAGGGCGAGUCUGGCCGCCGCAGCGGGGAACGGCACGACGGAGAGACAGGCUGGAUACAUGUUAGAGGCGCUGUUCGCCGGGAAAGAAGGCCUCGCGAGCGGGGGCAAGCACGGCAACGGCUUCACAUGGGUCCUGGACACCAACGUCGCGCGCGAGGCGUGUCUGGUUCUCGGCACCGACGAGGUCUUGGGCGGCGGUAGUGGCACCGAGGGCGCACUGUCAUCGUCGGCGCCCGCGACAAAGCCCAUCCUCACGUCCUCGUGUCCCGGUUGGGUGUGCUACGCCGAAAAGACGCACCCCUACGUCCUCCCGCACCUGUCGCGCGUAAAGUCGCCUCAGGCGCUGAUGGGCACGCUGAUCAAGACCACGCUGAGCAAAAGACUUGGGAUCCCGCCAAGCAGGAUCUGGCACCUGGCCGUCAUGCCGUGCUUCGACAAGAAGCUCGAGGCCAGCCGCGAAGAGCUCACUGAUUCGGUGUGGGGACCCGGCGGAGACGGAAUGCCGGGGAGGGGCGUCCGCGACGUCGACUGCGUCAUCACGAGCAAGGAGGUCCUCAUGGUGGCCGAGUCAAGGGGGCUCAAUUUCUUUAAUCUACCACGGAGCAAACCCGUUUUCCAACGCACCUCCUUCCCAGACGCGAGGCUCGAAAAAUUCCUUUUCCCGGCCCAUGGGGCGCACCGCUCGUCUGUAGCCGCGGGCUCAUCCGGCGGCAACCUUUACUUCGUCCUCCAGACCGUGGCCUCCAAACACCCUAAUUCCCAGAUCCAAAUUGUGCGCGGACGCAACGCCGAUGUCGUGGAGUUCGUCGUCGCUUCCGCCACGGGAGACCCGAUAUUCAAGGCCGCGAGGUACUACGGCUUCCGCAACAUCCAAAAUCUGGUCCGCAAGCUGAAGCCGGCGCGACCAUCCCGUAUGCCCGGCGGCAAGGCGUUUGGAGCCGCCAGGAGACCCACCGGCAAGUCCGCCGGACUCGAGUACGCCUACGUUGAGGUCAUGGCCUGCCCCGGCGGCUGCACCAACGGCGGCGGGCAGAUCAAAGUUGACGACCCCGUCAUCGUCGAUCGCAAGGGCUACGAGACCAAGCCAGGUCCUCUCGAGCAGAAGGACUUUUUGGCCGAGGUCGACGAGGCCUACUUUUCAGCAGAGGACUCUGACGGCGAGGACAGUGUAGCAGAUCAAAGUGGCGACCUGCGAGCGGAUGUCGUCGAUGGAAUUUCGCCUUCUUACAUUCGAGAUACCCUGGCGCAUUGGGCGGAAAGUACUGGCAUAGACUUGGGGAGACUGGCCCUCACCACGUAUCGCGAGGUAGUCAGCGACGUGGGCAAGGACAAGGCUAGCGACACGGAGCGCGUCGUUCAGCUGGCGGGCAAGAUUGGCGGAGGCUGGUAG